AUGUCAAAAUUAAAUAGAGAUAUUCUUUACUUGAUAUUUGAAGAAUUACGUAAUGAUAAUAAUACUCUUUAUACAUGUAUUUCAAUUAAUAAGACUUGUUGCGAAAUAAUUAUUCCACUUUUAUGGAAUAAUCCUUGGAAAUUCUUAAGAGAUGAUUGGGAACGUCGAAAGAAGAAAUUAUUGAACGUAAUUAUUUCACAUUUAUCAGAUAAAUCAAAGAAUAAUCUAAGUCAACAUUUGGAUCUUUCGACAAAUUCAUAUAAAAAACCUUUAUUUGAUUAUAUUAGUUUUUGUAGACAUUUAAAUUUAAAUGAAAUCCUGAAAGUAAUUAAUACAAUUAACGAUAAAGAUAAUAUUUCUAUUAUUAAAAGUGAAAUAUUCGAACUUUUUAUUAACGGAAACACGAAAUAUACGCACCUUUCUAUACCUAAACAAUUUGAUUAUCCAAUACAUCAUAUUUCUGGGGCUGAACGAUGUUUUUCAGGAAUUGAAUGCUUUUAUUGUGGUACUAGCAUAAAUAAUGAUAUUUUAGUUGGAUUAAUAGAAAUAUGUAAAUUAAUUAAAAAAUUGAAUCUUAAUAUCGAAACAAAUAAUAAUAAUUAUAAAAUUAUUGAAUUGAUUAAGGCACAAAAAAAAAUUUCAAGUAUUAGUCUUUUAACCGAAUUAUACUCCAAAAAUUUUGAUGAGUCUUUUUGUCAAGUUCUUGAAAAUUCGUUAAUUAAACAUGUAAAUACCAUAAAAUAUUUUAAGAUAACUAAAAGACUUACCACAAAAAUUCUCUCAUCUUUUGUAAAUUUAAAAGGUUUAGAAUUAGAUGGCAGUUCACAUGAUAUGGAAUGGAAUUAUUUAAGUAAUUUAUCUUUACCUUUCUUACAAAUUUUGAAAGCUAGGCGAGUUCCAAUUAAUAUUUUAACAUAUUUAAUUGAAAAUACAAAUGGAUUUCUUUUCGAAAUAAAAAUUGAUUAUAUACGCCACGAUGAAGUUGAAAAUAAAAAGAUCAUUCAGGUCAUUUAUCAAAAUUGUCCAAAUCUUAGAUUUUUAAAAUUAUUAUUUAGAAAUUGUAAUAUUUCAGAAUUAGAAAAUUUAUUAGUUUAUUGUAAAUAUUUAGAUGGAUUGUAUCUUAUCAUUAAUAAUGUAGAUGAUGCGUUUGAUUGGGAUAAUUUAUUCAAAACAUUGGCAAAAUCAUCACCAAAAAAUUUAUUCAAGUUUAAAUUUGGUUUUCAUUCACUUUAUAGAAAUAUUAAAUUAGAAUCUUUGGAAUUAUUUUUUAAUAAUUGGAAAGGUAGACAUCCUAUGAUAUUACAAUUCAGUCAAGCGAAUAAUAUGAAACCAUUUACUGAUUUGAUAGAAAAAUAUAAAGCCGAAGGUGUAAUUAAAACAUAUUAUAAUAAUUGGCACUUUGAGUGGUUUUAA
This is a messenger RNA of Rhizophagus irregularis DAOM 181602=DAOM 197198, 1413 nucleotides long. RefSeq lists its product as uncharacterized. The record is from RefSeq and is a predicted model, not a curated record. NCBI's taxonomy places the organism in Eukaryota, Fungi, Glomeromycota, Glomeromycetes, Glomerales, Glomeraceae.